Molecule: messenger RNA, 1195 nt
Organism: Pipistrellus kuhlii (Kuhl's pipistrelle)
Lineage: Eukaryota; Metazoa; Chordata; Mammalia; Chiroptera; Vespertilionidae
Product: eukaryotic translation initiation factor 4B-like
Exons: 1
Coding region: 18-854 (278 amino acids)
Source: RefSeq, a predicted model, not a curated record
UUAUCUUGAGCCGAGAUAUGGAUGGAUAUAGUGGCCGGGAUCACUAUGGUGGGAGAGGCAGCAGAGACUAUGAUAGAGGCUAUGGUUCCAGGAUAGGCAGUGGCAGAAGAGCAUUUGGUAGUGGCUACCGAAUGGAUGAUGGCUACAGAGAAGGUGGGGGCCGCUAUGAGGACAGAUAUGAGAGUCUUGAUGAUCAAUCAUGGAGCUCCAGAGGUGAUUACCCUCCGGAUGAUUAUAGGUGUGAUGACAAAGGUCCCCCCCAAAGGCCCAAACUGAAUCUAAAGCCUUUGAGCACUCCUAAGGAAGAUGAUUCCUCUGCUGGCACCUCCCAGUCCAGUCGAGCAGGCUCCAACUUUGGAGGGGCAAAACCUGUUGACACAGCUGUUGGACAAGGAGAAGUAGAGGAGUGGCUACAGAAGGAACAGGAGAAACUGCAGCAUCAGCUGGAUGAGCCACAACUAGAAUGGCGGCCUCAAGAGAGACACCCAAGCUGGCGAAGUGAAGAAACUCAGGAACAGAACGGUCCAGGACAGGGAGUUAUCACAGACCGGGACCUCAGCCACAUCUGGCAGAAAUGCACGAAGGAAAGAGAGAAGUCUCUAGAAAAUAUAACACUCAAUAAGAAGGAAGACUGUCAUUCUCCAACUUCUAAGCCUCCCAAGCUUGAACAGCCUCUAAAGGUAAUGCCAGCCCCUCCACCAAAGGAGAAUGCUUGGGUGAAGCCACGUUCUAACCCUCCUGCUCGAUCUCAGAGCGCAGACACAGAGCAGGAAUCCCCUACAAGUGGUGGGGGAAAGUGGUUCCAGCUCAGCCAUCUGAGGAAGGACCAGCAAGAAAAGGAUAAAAUAAAGUGAUGGAGUGAGUGUCCCUAAAGGCCAAAGAGGAAGCUCCAACCGUGGUCCAGGAGAUGGAGGGAACAAAGAUCUCUGGAAGGAGUCAGAGAGGAAAGAUGGCAAAAAGGAUCAAGACUCCCUAUCUUCACCUGAGCCAAAGAAACUUGAAGAAAGUCCAGCCUCCUUCACUUCUGCAAGCAAGUAUGCUGCUCUGUCUGUGGAUGGUGAAGAUGAAAACGAGGGAGAUUACACCGACUAGACCUCCACAUCCUGUUUCCUCCGAGUCUCUCUCUACCCUGGAACGUUCAAGAGCAAACCAAACCUCCAGGCAGACAAGACCAAAUAAAACUCACAUAUCCAGG